AACUGCACCACCAAAUCACACCUUUGCCUUUCACUGUAAAUCCAUGGCACUUGGCACCCCUCAGCCCCUGUGUUUUCAUUUCAGCAAUCCUUUUUCAGUCUUUGGCGGGGUAGCUCGUUUGGAUCAAAAACGUUUUUGGGCUGUAAUAGGGGGGCAUGGGCAAUCUGGUCAUUUUCAUUCGCACCCUGGGGGCUAGGGUUUCGCGUCCCAUUUAUAUAAGGUGGUCUUUUUAGAUCUGCUGCGGCUGGUGCGUGUGUCGGUUCGGUCCUCUCUCUCUCUCUCUCUAUCUCUCUCUCUCUCUCUGUGCGCGCUCACACAGUCCUUCACUCCCUCACUGCAUGUCGGUUUCUCUUAGAUUCCCAUACUUUCCGUUUCAGCAACCGUAGAUUCUCUCAUUUAGAAUAAGCAAACAAACGCUUCAUUUUCUAUUGUGCUCUCUGGCCCUGAUUCGCUCUACUCAGUGGUCUCUCUGAUCUCUCUGUUUUGAUCCUGAUAGUUCUGCGUUCCGCAAUAGAGGUUGUAGGAGUCACCCACUUUCUCUUUAGAGCAAAACCAAGCGAUUCCCAGUUCAGCUUUUGGGUUUCUCUUAUCUGGGUCUGGGGUCUGGUUCAGAUCUUCAUGAUAGAUUGCAAAAACAUGGUGGAUCUGAGCGAUAAAGGAUCGGAGUCUGAGGACGUGAAUAACAAAAACCCAAAUGGGGUUUCAUCCGAAGAAAGCCACAAGAAGACCUGCGCCGAUUGCGGUACGUCUAAGACCCCUCUCUGGCGAGGAGGCCCAGCUGGUCCCAAGUCGCUAUGUAAUGCGUGUGGGAUCAGAAGCAGGAAGAAGAGAAGAGCUACUCUGGGUUUGAACAAAGAGGACAAAAAGCCCAAAAAAACAAGUAUUGGCGGCGGCAAUAAUAGUAAUAAUAAGCAGAGGCUUUUGGCUCUGGGAAGAGAGGUGUUGAUGCAGAGAUCGUCGGUCGAGAGGCAGAGGAAGAAGUUGGGGGAGGAGGAACAAGCGGCUGUGCUGUUGAUGGCUCUCUCUUAUGGCUCUGUUUAUGCUUAGGCCUUGAAAAAAAAUACAAGGCGUUAGAAAUUUUAGGAGUUGGAUGUGGAUCCUAACCUUAGAAGUGUGUCUGCUCUUCUAUUAGUGUUAUUUAUUUUUUAUUUUUAUUUUUUAGGGGAAUUUGUUCUUUAAUUUCUAUAGCUGUUUUUAGUACUUAACUAACUGUUUUCGGGACUCUGGAAGAGUAAUAUCAAGAAGUGUAAGAAAUGGAAAUCGAUCCUAAUUUUGCUGUUAAA
Messenger RNA from Alnus glutinosa, 1283 nucleotides. RefSeq names its product GATA transcription factor 16-like. Gene Ontology annotation, biological process: regulation of DNA-templated transcription. The record is from RefSeq and is a predicted model, not a curated record. Bases 619 to 1047 code for a protein of 142 amino acids. Lineage: Eukaryota; Viridiplantae; Streptophyta; Magnoliopsida; Fagales; Betulaceae. The transcript is spliced from 3 exons. Gene Ontology annotation, molecular function: sequence-specific DNA binding; zinc ion binding.